This is a messenger RNA of Marchantia polymorpha subsp. ruderalis, 1709 nucleotides long. The record is from the annotation of a GenBank genome assembly. NCBI's taxonomy places the organism in Eukaryota, Viridiplantae, Streptophyta, Marchantiopsida, Marchantiales, Marchantiaceae.
UCCAGGAGAGCCGAUGUGGAACGUACGAUGUUAGCUCCCACAACAUAUAUGGAGCCGUCCCUAACACUCCAUCUUUCAUGACAGCGUCCUUUCAUUUACAAAUGGUACAGAAGAAAACUCGUCAUCGAAGGUGCUCAAUCCCUCUUCCGCAGCAAUCUGCGUUUCCUGGGGGCGGAGAAUCCUCGGGCUCCUCCUCUGAGUUGAGUCGCGUGAUAUCUUCUUCUUCCUCGUCUUCUGCCUCACUAUCUUGUUGGUUGUCUGGUGACUUGUCUUGCAACCUUGUGCUUAUGGAGAGUAGCGGAGGAGAGGUCAUACGCUUGAAUCAAACUAUGGGUGAAGCUGAAGAAUCUCAAGGAGAAGCGAGGAAUUCGAAUGCACUGGAAUGGCUGGCUAGUAAAAAUAUAGCAGAUGAAGCUGCCAGGGUAUUGCGAUGCGUCUGUUUAAAGAUCGUGCAUCCUACAUCAUGAAACGGGGAGAUAUAGCAUUCUUCUAGCCCAUAUAUGUACUGGGCUCUACAAUCUUCUCAAAUCCCUUCAAUUCCGGAUGAACUUCUGAUCAAGUGUGGAUUCCGGAUAUUGACAGUGGUAAUUCUUCGUCCAUAUCACUUCUAGUUGAAUAUUACACGCUUGUCUUUAAUACGGGUCAUUUUAUCAGUUCGGGUCAUCUUCUAUGGUAGCUUGGGAAGUGAUACUUUGGUUUCAGCGGCCGUGGAGCAGUAUUAAAAUGUGUAGACAGUACUUUAAAGUAGGUGGGAGAAUUCGGACUGGCCAGAUGGCAGCCAAAUGCGAGCACAGCAGUUGAAACGAUUGUGAUUAGUACUCACGGGUGAGUGGUUCGGCUUGAAUUGAAAGUCGCAACAUAUUGAACUGAUUGAGUAUGUUUUCUACGGACCUUUCCAUGCGCCGGUGACUGGAUGUACUGAAGUACUAGACCAGUCUCAAGCUUCUAAGGUUUGGGAACUGAUAGUGCAUAUUAAGUUCAGGUCAAACGAACUAAAUUUACCUCAGGUACCAUCUUCAGCGACCGCAAACACAUCACCAUUUAUGCAUCGUUUCGAGCAUCAGGAGCUUUGCGAAGAAAUCGUCGCAUAAUUUCCUCAUCUGUUCCAUUUUGAACCUUAGGUGUCACAAAAAUCUAACAAUGCCCUCGAAGUUCAAGCCAUCGGUUAACGCUGUAAGCAGGUGUUCCGUAUCCUGGAGGGAGGGUUCCCCAGCUCCAACAGCAGGAGUUUUGAGAAAAUCGUUACUGAUGCUUCCAGUCCUGCGAGUUCCAGCAGAGGGUUGAGCCGAAUGGAAUCACUAGACUCACGCCCUGUCGUUGCCAGAUCUACUGAGCUCAUAAGCUACUCGUUCUUCAAUUGGAGCUACGAAGAAGAGCGAGAGCAGAUCCUUGCUCACUGUGAACCAUUGUUCAUAGACUCACGUCCCAUUAAAGGCAGCAGAGACGAAAAAAUGGAAGAUAGUCAAGAUCCUCGCUUUUUCCAAACCUUUCUGACAGUGACAUGUUGUAGACAUGUCUGGGUACAUACUUCCCUCCGGAUUUUUGCUGUAGUGUCCUCUGAAGUAGCGAAGAAUGGUAUCUUCGCAAAACCACAAUAAUUAUCUAGACGGAAGAACCGGGCUGGACUAGCAGCAAUACACGAAGAACGGAUGAGGAUCGUUUCAUUCAAAAGUGCACAUCAGAAGCCCACUAUAGCCCACUAUUUCAAU